Molecule: messenger RNA, 537 nt
Organism: Acanthaster planci (crown-of-thorns starfish)
Lineage: Eukaryota; Metazoa; Echinodermata; Asteroidea; Valvatida; Acanthasteridae
Product: snaclec coagulation factor IX-binding protein subunit A-like
Source: RefSeq, a predicted model, not a curated record
AUGUCUUCUUAUCAUUUGAUGGCAUGGCUUUUGAUGCUGGUGAGUGUGUUCUCAGCAGUCGCUGUCUGCCCUUCCGGCUGGAAGAGCUGGAACCGCUCCUGUUACGCUCUGUACUUUGAACGGAUGAAUUGGAUGGAGGCUUCGGAGUUCUGUGAGGGCAGGGGAAGCCGGUUGGCAGUGCCGAAUUCACAGGGUGAGAAUGAUUUCAUCUGGCAGAUGGUGAGCGAGCGAGUUGAGGCCGAGUCUGUGUCUCGAAGUGGGGUCUGGAUUGGAUGCCGCCGGGAGUCUCAUUACUCCAGCUUUGAGUGUUCUGGAGGUCCAAAGGAAAUGAGUUUCACCAACUGGUACCCCGGCUUUCCCGAUCAAAGCUCCCCUCAGUGCAUCUUGUUCUCCAAGGGUGCUGACGGGAAAUGGAAAAACAACAAAUGUGUCUCCGCGAACGGCAAGUGCUUCGUCUGCAAGAUGCCGAAUGCUGCUGGUGUGCACUGCUUGACCGCCGACGCUUACGGGCGCUUGGUCGGGGAUUUGCCGUAUUAA